AUGUAUGAACUUUUUCACAAAGCUCGACAUGUUCCACGGCCUCAGCCAGAGAUGGUGGAUUUACCCGAUGAGCAUCCAAAUUGGAUGGAUAUUACGGACCCAAAUGAGCUUCAAAGGGUAUCGAUACAACUAGCUGAAGAUCCAUACUUACUUGAGAACGCUCCAGCCACCUCAAAAGACCUCUCAGAGGAAGAGGAUCUGUCAGAAGACGAGGAGAACAAUGAUAUUGAGGAGGUUGAAGUGUCUUAUGCUUAG
Lactuca saligna is the source of this 255-nucleotide messenger RNA. NCBI's taxonomy places the organism in Eukaryota, Viridiplantae, Streptophyta, Magnoliopsida, Asterales, Asteraceae. The record is from the annotation of a GenBank genome assembly.